ACGACACUCGUCCCCGUUGGCUCACAGCGCGCAAAUAACAUCUAGUUGUGUAAAUUAUUUCUAUUGCUGGCUUCUCGUCGUAGCACAACUUCCGGUGCUGUCAAAUUUACUUCAUUUUUUGUGUUGACAAGACCACACGCGCUUUGCCAAAGAUUUUUUUCUUGAAUGAGUCCUGAACGGACCUGAAUUUUUAAUACACUCAGUUCUGAAACAUGAUUCGCUCAGUCUUCGUGUCGGGUUAAAUUCGUCUUGUUGCUGGUUUAAGCUUCCCGGCCUACUUAUUUUAGCUUAGCUUGCUAACAACAAGACGCGUUUGACAAGCACAGAUCGAGUGAGAUAAAAAUGAGUGCAAGGCCGACAUCGGAGUACGCGGAGGAACUACUUUGUGGAAGAAAAGAGGAGAAGGAGCGGCGACAACAAAAUCUGCAGCGCCGUCUUGUCUUCCAUUCAGUUGCAGAUGUCGGUGAAAACUAUCUUUUUCCCGGGGAAGAGGAGUUCGAGUCCUUCCACACUGAAGAAGAACUACGCAUUAAAGAAGAAGAAGAAGAUGUGGAUCUCACCGAGCUGCCGUUGUACUUUGUCCCUUUAAAGAGCGAAGAUGAGGAUAACCGAGCGGCCGACGGAGACGACUCCGAACUCAUGGCUCCGCUAUCCGAUACCGAAGACGUAACUUUGUACGCGCCCGACACCGAUGAAGAAGCGAAUGACUCUGAAGCCGCUCGGCGGUCGUACGCCGACGGCAAGCGGGCGGAAUGUCUUCAGUGCGGAAAAACGUGUUCCUCCAAGAAGAAUUUGAAGAUCCACAUGCGAGUUCACACCGGAGAAAAACCGUACGUCUGCUCGGAAUGCGGCAAAGGAUUCUCCCAAAGGAACACGCUAACCAAACACGCCAGGACGCACACCGGAGAGAAACCGUUUGCCUGCUCGAUUUGCGGAAAGAGCUUCUCGGAAAACGGCAAACUGACCCAACACUCCGCCACGCACACCGGGGAGAAACCCUUUACCUGCUCGCUUUGCGGUAAAAGCUUCUCAUUUAACGGGAAUUUGAGGAAACACGCGGCCACGCACACCGGAGAGAAACCUUUCUCCUGCUUGGUGUGCAACAAACGAUUUACUCACAAGGCCAAUUUACGAAAGCACACCCGAAUACACACCGGCGAGAAACAUUUCACUUGCUCGGCCUGCGGCAAAAGUUUCUCCGAUCCGUCCAAUUUAAAGACGCACACCAAAACGCACACCGGUGAGAAACCGUUUCACUGCUCCGUGUGCGGUAGAAGAUUUUCUCGUAAGCAAAGUUUGGACAGACAUACAACAACACACACUGUGGCGGACCGCUCGGAAUGACGCGAGAUGAUUCGACGGGUGUUCUUUAGUUUUCAUUUUCCAUCACUCUUUCCAUUAUGGCUGACUGUGUAAACUAUAAAAAUCCGUAAAAUGCAACAUGGCAGUGUCCAUUAAAACACAAUCUGACAACAACAAGAAUAAAAUACAGUACUGUACAUUUCCAUUUUCUCCGACCUCCAUCUGCCUUCCGAGGGUGCUUAUUUUCAAUCGUACCGAUCAUACGUUUCCACACGACAGACUUUGUACAAAUACAAUCAAAGAAAUAUAACCAUAAAUUCCCACUGCAGUAAUAAACCUCCCAAUUUCUUUAUAGAGUUAUCACCUACGACGUGCCUGCGGUGCUUCUCGACAAGUGCAGCGUACGGAAAAGUUUACAAACAGGUUUGGGAAGUUACCUCGUUAAGAUAAAAAACGGCAGCACGUGUAUGCAUGUGGUGCGCCCUUCAAAAUAAAUGCACAAAGAGGUGGAAAUCAAAACAACGCGCCCUUUACACACAGGAAGACGAGCAUUGAGAAUACGAGAGCCUGCCACAUGGCUUUUGAUUGACAGAAGUUGAAGGACGCCGUUUUCAUCCUUCGCGUGUUUUUAAAAAAAAAAAAAAAAAUUUUUUUACAUUUUUAAAAAAAUUUCCCUUCAGGCAUGAAAUAAUCCUUAAUGUGUUCAAAGUUCUUGUAGAGACUUCUGCCGUUGAAAUUGAUGAAUUCAACCUGAAAAGAAAAGGGCAGACGGGAGAAGCCGAAGCUUAUUGAAUCCCGGCCCCAUUAUACCAUAUAGGAUGAAAAAAUAUCAAAUUUUUGGCGCCACUGUAUCACCUGGGCUAGGCGUCGGUUGUAAUCCCAAAAUGACUUUCUCGUUUUCAGCGCGCAUUAACUGGAGCUCCCUGAUUCUUCUUGAUUUUGGUUUUGAAUCAAGCCAGUCAAGGAGACCUCCAAUUUCUGUAUGGAGGAUUUUAUUUCAUCCAAGUUUCCAGAUUUCAAAUUCUUUGGAGCCAUACUGGCAGUCGAGCUUGCUAACCCUGAGUUGGCCCUGAGCGCUUAUUGGUUACAUUUGAAUCAGGAGCUCGGUAGACACAGCGGAUAAUUAUGUUUUUACAAUUGGGGAUAAGGAGCUCAAUUGUAAUACAUUCCAGGAGAUUGUGUUGUAUUUACAGUUAUCCACCUAUUGUAGAAGUUGUUGUGGUCCAGAUCAAGCUACUCAUUUGGGUCAUCAUGGCACUCUUCAAUCUGUUCAUCCAGUUUUAAAGUGUGGUUUCAGAUGUCAUCAUUAAUUUUUAAGUGGGGUCAGCUCGUCAAGGCCCCUAAUAGCUUUAAACUUCAUAUCUUGCAUCUUUAUAAGGAUCCUGCAAUCUGAGACCCAGGUGUUGGCUAUUUUCCCAGCUUUCUUAAAUGUGUCCUUCACCUUCGAGUGUCUGUGAGUAUUGAUGAUCAUUGUGUUCAUUGAGUUUCGGGUGGUGAGAAUACUGCUAAAUUAGAGGCUGGAGAUGAACAGUUUUCCUUCGAAGGUUUUAUUGCAGAAUAUUCUGGGCACAAAUGUGAUACAGGCAAGGGCUGUGAUCUCGCAAAAGUGCGAGGAAACACAAUACAAGUCUUUUAUACUUUUUAAAGGGCGUUGCUGAAACUCUGGCCCAAGCUGGGGAUUUUCCAUCCAAAAAAUAUCUUAAGUUGAAACCUUGAGAGCUGGUACGAACAGUGAGUCAUCAGCACAGUUUCUGAUAAGGCGGUCAACAGUAGGUGUGCACGAAAUCCAUUUUUUGAAACCGAUACCGAUAUCAAUAACUUCCUGCGCCUCAAAGCUGAUAUCGAUAACCUAUAAUAAAUAUAUAAUUUUUUCAAGUGUAUAACCUGAGUUUUUGAACACCUGGAGGUUUUAAAAAAAAAAAAAAGUAGUGGUGGAUUCAACAUACGUUUGCCUUUGAUCUCACCAGAUUUUUUUUAUAAUGACAUGAACAAAACAGUGCGUUUCACUUCUGCACUGCCCGACAGCCAGCUCAGAAUGAAUGGACUUCCAUAAACCACAAGGCUUGGUCUUUUCUUGCUUUUAUGGGAAGACACUCCUCUUAAUAUUGUGAAAGUACAACAGAAAAAUACACAUAUUCAAUACUCGAUAUACAACAAACUGCACAAUACAGUUACAUACACAACUAUUAUAUGUAUAGCAUAGCACACUAGCUUGCGCAACUAAAGCAUUGGCUGGCUUCUAUAAUACAACUUAUGAAGUUCUGUACAUAUGACCCUUCACCACAGAAGUAAACAUAUAUUGCACAUGGCGGAAAACAGACGAGUCUGAAAAAACAGUUUCUGCUCUUGCACCCCUCUUUAAAAUAAACUGCUGUAUUUUACGCCAAAAGAACUGUUGUGUUUGAUUGAACAAUAUGUUUUUAUGCUGCCUUAGCAGAUUCAAGGCUCAGUAAGCCCCUGAACUAUUUUUAAUUUGUCCGUUUUACCCUGAAAACCCCCGUUUACAGACGUCGCGCAACCGCUUUUGUUUCAACCCAGCCAUAAAACGAAGGUAAUUAUAUUUAUUAUUCAAAAUGUCUGUCGUUUUUAGCAUAGAAUCAUUAAUUGAUGUCUGGUAUUUCAUUAAAAAAAAAAAAAAAAAAAAGACUUUGAAAACUUAUUCACUCACAUAUUUUAAACUUUUAAACAAAUUAUGUCACAAUGAAAAAAAUGGCGCCUGUAAAAAAGUCACGGAUAUCUACCUCGUAACUAUUGCUUAAUUGUAUUUUUUUUUUGUUACUGUCGCAUUUUCUCCGAUAUGUUAGAUGAUAAAUAAUCGAUCCAAACAAAGAAAAUUUGGAAAAAAAAAAGUUUAGAAGGGUAAAUAUAUGAAAAAGAAAAUGUCAGCCACUCCUUGAUGUCUGCGAUUUGUGCAUCGCAAACCUUGUUAUAUUACCAUGUUUCACACAUAAAACCCCCCAAAAAUCCAGCUUUGGCCAUUCACAGCUGUGGCUUGACACUCAGUGAUACAUGCCACGUGGAGUUUUUGGAUCGAAACAAGGUAAGUACGCGAUAAUAUCUCAUUAAAGUCGUGGCGACUGUAAUUCUGCUCUCGCGUGCUCUCACCUCCAUAUAGGGUUUUGCUGUUUAAAAAAAUGUUUUUUCAAAAUGCCUUCCUGUCCAAAAUUUUUCUUCCCCCAGAAAAUUGAGAUUUUAAGCUUUCCAAUGAUGAAUCACACAUGCAUCAGUUUUGAAAUUUGGCCAAAUUGGGGGUCUCAGAGCUGAACUUCAAGUCACCUGAGUGUUUUGCGCCAUAUUCAA
This is a messenger RNA of Corythoichthys intestinalis (scribbled pipefish), 4602 nucleotides long. Its product is annotated as gastrula zinc finger protein XlCGF7.1-like. Gene Ontology annotation, biological process: regulation of transcription by RNA polymerase II. The record is from RefSeq and is a predicted model, not a curated record. Gene Ontology annotation, molecular function: DNA-binding transcription factor activity, RNA polymerase II-specific; RNA polymerase II cis-regulatory region sequence-specific DNA binding. Gene Ontology annotation, cellular component: nucleus. Bases 343 to 1344 code for a protein of 333 amino acids. Lineage: Eukaryota; Metazoa; Chordata; Actinopteri; Syngnathiformes; Syngnathidae. The transcript is spliced from 2 exons.